CGAACGCAAGGAUAUUAGAGAGCGCGACCUGCUCACGCUUCUCAUUCGCGCAAACAUGGCGACGGACAUCCCCGAGGACCAGCGGCUGACCGAUGACGAGGUCCUUGCGCAGGUCCCGACGUUCAUUGUCGCUGGCCACGAGACGACGAGCACGGCGACGACCUGGGCGCUGUUCUCGCUUUCACAGCAGCUCGAUAUGCAACGGAAACUGCGCGCGGAACUGCUGCAGGUGGCCACGGACAGCCCGACGAUGGACGAGCUGAACGCGCUGCCGUACCUGGACGCAGUCGUGCGCGAGACGCUGCGGCACCACGCGCCAGUGCCGUCGACGUCGCGCCAGGCGUUCGAGGAUGACGCCAUCCCAGUGGACGCGCCAUACAAGGACAGGUACGGCCGGGUGCGCGAGCACAUCGAGAUCAAGAAGGGCGACCUCAUCUUCUUGCCUAUCAUGUCUCUGAACCGGCGCAAGGAGAUAUGGGGCGAGGAUGCGCAUGAGUUCAAGCCUGAGCGAUGGGAACACAUCCCCGAAGCGGCGACAAGAGUGCCUGGUGUUUGGGGCAACAUGCUCACAUUCAUUGGCGGGCCGCGGGCGUGCAUUGGUUACCGGUUUUCUCUUGUCGAGAUCAAGGCGCUGCUCUUCGCGCUUGUACGCGCUUUCGAGUUCGAGCUCGCUGUACCGGUUGAGAACAUCAAGAGACGGACCGGCAUCAUUACGACACGCCCCGUCAUCACUGGACCCGACGGUAAGACCAAAGCGUCGCUCCCGCUGAUUAUUCGGCCAUACAGAAUGUAGUGCGCACAAUUUGGGAUGCGGAAGGCAAGCUAUCUGGUGUGGCUAACGACAU
Phanerochaete carnosa HHB-10118-sp is the source of this 845-nucleotide messenger RNA. RefSeq lists its product as uncharacterized. Lineage: Eukaryota; Fungi; Basidiomycota; Agaricomycetes; Polyporales; Phanerochaetaceae. Gene Ontology annotation, molecular function: monooxygenase activity; oxidoreductase activity, acting on paired donors, with incorporation or reduction of molecular oxygen; iron ion binding. Bases 56 to 793 code for a protein of 245 amino acids. The record is from RefSeq and is a predicted model, not a curated record. The transcript is spliced from 4 exons.